This is a messenger RNA of Syngnathoides biaculeatus (alligator pipefish), 2947 nucleotides long. Its product is annotated as gamma-aminobutyric acid receptor subunit rho-1-like. Gene Ontology annotation, molecular function: extracellular ligand-gated monoatomic ion channel activity; neurotransmitter receptor activity; GABA-A receptor activity. NCBI's taxonomy places the organism in Eukaryota, Metazoa, Chordata, Actinopteri, Syngnathiformes, Syngnathidae. Gene Ontology annotation, cellular component: neuron projection; membrane; synapse. Gene Ontology annotation, biological process: monoatomic ion transmembrane transport; regulation of membrane potential; chemical synaptic transmission. The record is from RefSeq and is a predicted model, not a curated record. The coding region runs from base 1 to 1590 and encodes 529 amino acids. The transcript has 11 exons.
AUGCGGGCGGAUACUGUGCUUGUGUUCUUCAUCUGCGUUUGUCUGGUGGCUGCCGCCGGGAAGCUGGCUCGGUCGCGGGGUCACAAGCUGGAGACCUUGAAGCAAAGCAGGUCCCGAAGAGAAACAAGAAUGGAUGGAGGUUCAGGUCACAAAACAGGAAGCCCAAUCUACAAGAGAAGCCCUGACAUGACAAAAUCUCUGAUGACAAAAUCGGAGCAGCUUCUCAGAAUAGACGACCACGAUUUCACCAUGAGGCCGGCGUUUGGAGGUCCUCCCAUCCCAGUGGGAGUCGAUGUUCAGGUGGAAAGUUUGGACACCAUCUCUGAAGUGGAUAUGGACUUCACCAUGACGCUCUACCUGCGUCACUACUGGAAAGACGAGCGGCUGUCGUUCCCCAGCACCAACAACCAGAGCAUGACCUUUGACAGUCGCCUGGUGAAGAAGAUUUGGGUCCCGGACAUGUUCUUCGUGCACUCCAAGCGCUCGUUUAUCCACGACACCACCACAGACAACGUCAUGCUGAGGGUUUAUCCCGACGGCAACGUCCUCUACAGCCUCAGAGUCACAGUCACUGCCAUGUGCAACAUGGACCUCAGCCGCUUCCCUCUGGACACUCAGACAUGCUCACUUGAGAUCGAAAGCUACGCGUACACGGACGACGAUCUGAUGCUUUACUGGAAGAAAGGCAACGAAUCCCUCAACACGGACGACCGAAUAUCCCUUUCCCAGUUCCUGAUCCAGAAAUUUCACACCACCACCAAGUUGGCUUUCUACAGCAGCACAGGCUGGUACAACCGCUUGUACAUCCACUUCACCCUGCGGCGCCACAUCUUCUUCUUCUUGCUGCAGACCUACUUCCCCGCUACACUCAUGGUCAUGUUGUCUUGGGUGUCCUUCUGGAUCGACCGCAGGGCCGUCCCCGCCAGAGUCCCCCUAGGCAUCACCACCGUGCUCACCAUGUCCACCAUCAUCACCGGGGUCAACGCCUCCAUGCCGCGGGUCUCCUACAUCAAGGCAGUGGACAUUUACCUGUGGGUCAGCUUCGUGUUCGUCUUCCUGUCGGUGAUCGAGUACGCCGCCGUCAACUACCUCUCCACGGUGCAGGAGAGGAAAGAGCGCAAGCUCAGAGAGAGACUCCCCUGCACGUGCGGCAUCGGCAACCCGGACGACAUGAUGAUCGACCCCCAGAUCAGCGGAUACGGCACCGUGGACAUCAACACCACGGGGAACUACGCAACGCCGGAGAACGGCGGGCGACAGGACCGGAUUCUGGCUCAGGUGGCCCUAAACGACCCGCAGCUCACGGGCCAGGUGCGCGUGCUGGAGCGCCGUCACGUCCGACCGGGGGUGAACUGCACGCUAGGGCGCCCGGCUGAGAAGAACCCACACUUGGAGGACUUAGUGGCAACGCCACUGGGAACGAAGAACGAGGACCUCCGCCUUCUCAACAACAGCCUCGUACAACUGGUGGCUUGCACUGGUUCCGAUCCAAAUGCGCGCAUGUGUGUGUGUGUGUGUGUCCCGUCAUGCUGUGACUGUUGUGGAUUUACAAAAAGACGUUUGCUGUCGCUUGAUGUACACCUGCUAUGAGAGGGGAGAGCAGCACUUUUUCAUAAAACGCUCAAGAGAUGAACUGAUGCAACCGCCGCACAAAUAUGUUUCUGAUGAUAUAUUAUAAGCAUUAAAUGUUUAGGGACUUUUUUUUUUUUUUUUUCCAAUGUUGCAAUGGACUUUCGUUAGGGUUGGAGAACCGUGUGACGUGGAGGCUUUCUUGGAAUUGUUCUUUGUUAUUCUACACACAAAAUCAGUCGCCCUUUUGCAGGCCUCAACAUGCCUGGAAGUCUUUCAUAAAUGGUGGAAAUAUUUUCCCUUUCAGCAGCAUUGAUUAUUCUUCUUUAGACGAUUGAGCAAUGUGGGUGGAGUAUGGUGUCAAAGUUCAAUGAUCAGUUGGAGGAUUCGUGCAACCAUUUUCUGUAUUGCUUAUUUUCGCGGGCGUGCCAGAGCCGAUGAAAACAUUUUCUUUACUAAAUUGCAGCUUCAACCAUCAUAAUUGUUUUUUGGGGGCCCCCGACUUGUGUAUCCUGAUUAAAAUGUGUCAACUCGAUUUUAAGGGGACCUGAACGCAAUUCCCUGAUGUCACAAUAGCGCCCUUGGAAAGUUACAAAAACAAAUUAAAAAAAAAAAAAAAUAGUGAUCAACAAGAAAUUAGGUGGACAUUUCUGCAAAGGCAAAACGCAAGAUUAAAUCUCAAAGACUCGUACCAAAAAUUGAACAAUUGACCAUUUUGGGCAAAUUCCCAGGUUCACACUUUGAUGAACUCCAUCCCUCAUUUGGGUUCUGGGUGAGCCGGAGUCCAGCCAAGCUUGCUUGGGGGCAUUAAGUGGGGGUACACCCUGGUUUGGUCAACGGUAUGGCACAUGUAAACAAAAAUGGAAUAUUUACAGCUUGCCUGGACGCUUUUGUGAUGUGGGCACCGCUUGCAACGUUCUUCUCUUUUUCGAAUCGCACUGCAAAAGGUUCCCGAUCCCUGAACGAGAACGUCGAGACGUAUUGCAUCCGAUGUUUCUGCACACUUGCCAAUCAGUCACACAACGCUAAAGCUCCUCAUGACAAUCAGCACGCUGAAUAUGACUCAUUGUAUGUUUCCUGGUGUGACUUUUGUAUCAGUGCUGUGAAGCUAUCGCAUUGCAUCUUUGUGAUCGGACAAUGUUUCAUUAAAAACUAAUUACAAAUGUGGAAAGAAAAAAAAAAUAACUCAAGAGCCAAGCACUUGCUGAUGUACUCGCUCAUUAAAAUGACUUUAUUUCUUCUUUAUCAUACAAGUACAGCUUGUUGGGUGUUGUGAAGCUUUGAGGUUCACUGUGAUCCUGCCUAGAUGCUUGCACUCAAAACAUACUUUGCUGAUUUAUGAAUAAAUUACCCCUAACCUACCCCUGAAAAAGAAAAA